AUGACCGUGUCUCCAGCGGACCCUACUGCUGCUGCUGCUGCCGCCGCCAGAGGUCGCAAGAUUGGGCUGUCCUCCAAAAUCGGCAAGAUUUUUGGUUCGGGGAAAACGGCGGCUACUGCAGCGCCAUCCGGGGAGGUCAUAUCUUCUGCCAAGCAGUCUCAGAUCCCGUCACCCAGUAACUCUUCGCUGUCGUUAGUCAGCUCACAAAACGAUACCAGUGCUCCUUCGGAGUUGUCGCGUCCCAACUCGCCACCAGCGUCGCUAAAUGGACGUGCAACUCACGGCGGCGCCACGAAUGACGAAAACUCGCUGUCUGCUUUCAGAUCUCGCUCAGAGAAUCUUGAAAAACCCACUGCAAGCUCGCUGAACAUCGCCGCGAUGGCAUCUGCGGGUUCCGGUCGCUUUGUUGUGCUCGACAAUGGCACUCACGAGCAUCACUUGAAGAAUGCCAAGCGCCAAGAAAAGCUGAGCAGUAUGAUCAAAAACAUUCUCGGUGCGCAGAAGCUCAGAGGUGAAGCCAAGUCUGCUGUCCCCGAUAUUCUCAUGAACAAAAAGAACCAGAGGAACAAUUCAGAUCCACCUUCCUUGUUUUCAGGGUUUGUGAGACAAGCAACCACCAUGGAACACGAUGCGCCAUUUAGUGGAGCUUCUCAGACAACCAAAAAGUUUUAUUUCAACGAAGGUAGUCCGUCAGAGCUCAAAGGCUCCGAAAACGAUGCGAUUGCCCCUUUGAAGAAAAACAUGGUCUCUUUUGCCCAAAAAUAUGGUCGUUGCCAAGAAGUCGUUGGCAAAGGAGCAUUCGGUGUCGUUAGAAUAUGUCAUAAGAAAUCACAAGAGGGACCUAGUGGCGAAAAAUUAUAUGCUGUGAAAGAAUUCAGAAGGAGAGAUACAGAAUCGCCGGAAAAAUACUCCAGACGAUUGACGUCAGAGUUUUGCAUAUCUUCCUCGCUGAAGCAUACAAACAUCAUAAUGCCCCUGGAUUUAUUCCAGGAUGCCAAAGGUGACUACUGUCAAGUUAUGGAAUACUGCUGCGGUGGUGACUUAUUCACUCUCAUCAUCGCUGCAGGCAAAUUAGAGUAUUUGGAAGCCGAUUGCUUUUUCAAACAACUCAUACGAGGCGUCGUGUAUAUGCAUGAAAUGGGCGUCUGUCAUCGGGAUCUCAAACCUGAAAAUUUGUUGUUGACCUCGAACGGUGUAUUGAAGAUUACAGACUUUGGCAACAGCGAAUGCUUCCGCAUGGCUUGGGAAAAAGACAUUCAUCUUAGCGGCGGGGUUUGUGGCUCAAGUCCUUACAUUGCCCCCGAAGAAUACGUGCAUGAGGAAUUUGAUCCAAGGCCAGUUGACAUCUGGGCUUGUGGUGUAAUAUAUAUGGCCAUGAGAACUGGACGACAGUUAUGGAGCACGGCCCAAAAGGAAGACGAAUUUUAUGCGAAAUAUCUCAAGGGCAGAAAAGAUGAGGCAGGUUACGAACCGAUCGAAACAUUAAAGAGAGCACGUUGUCGCAAUGUUAUUUAUUCUAUUCUCGAUCCUGUCCCCAGUCGGAGAAUUAGCGGGAAGCAGAUUUUGAAUAGUGAAUGGGGACGAGAAAUAAAAUGUUGUCAUGAAGGACAGUCCUUAAAGGAGUGA
Lachancea nothofagi CBS 11611 is the source of this 1626-nucleotide messenger RNA. Lineage: Eukaryota; Fungi; Ascomycota; Saccharomycetes; Saccharomycetales; Saccharomycetaceae. The record is from the annotation of a GenBank genome assembly.